This is a messenger RNA of Aptenodytes forsteri (emperor penguin), 1114 nucleotides long. Its product is annotated as serine/threonine-protein kinase TNNI3K. The coding region runs from base 1 to 1101 and encodes 366 amino acids. Gene Ontology annotation, biological process: protein phosphorylation. NCBI's taxonomy places the organism in Eukaryota, Metazoa, Chordata, Aves, Sphenisciformes, Spheniscidae. The transcript has 10 exons. Gene Ontology annotation, molecular function: ATP binding; protein binding; protein kinase activity. The record is from RefSeq and is a predicted model, not a curated record.
AUGGCAGUGAAUGCUCAGGACAAUGAGGAUCACGUUCCUCUGCAUUUCUGCUGUCGAUUUGGACACCAUGAAAUUGUAAAGUUCUUACUCCAGAGCAGCUUCGAAGUUCAACCCCAUGUGGUGAAUAUCUAUGGAGACACACCUUUACAUCUUGCGUGUUACAGUGGAAAGUUUGAAGUUGUCAAGGAAAUAAUUCAGCUCUCAGGAACAGAAAGUCUCACUAAAGAAAAUAUAUUCAGUGAAACGGCUUUCCACAGUGCUUGCACCUACGGAAAGAACAUAGAACUUGUAAAAUUUCUUCUUGACCAGAAUGUUGUAAGCAUCAAUCACCAGGGAAGAGAUGGACAUACAGGAUUACACUGUGCUUGCUACCAUGGUCAUAUUCGACUUGUACAGUUUUUACUGGAUAAUGGAGCUGAUAUGAAUCUGGUAGCUUGUGAUCCCAGCAGGUCCAGUGGAGAAAAGGAUGAGCAAACCUGUUUGAUGUGGGCUUAUGAGAAAGGUCAUGAUGCCAUUGUGACCCUUCUGAAGCAUUAUAAGAGACCUCAAGACGAAUCACCCUGUAAUGAAUACUCACAACCUGGAGGAGAUGGUUCCUAUGUGUCAGUCCCAUCCCCUCUAGGAAAGAUUAAAAGCAUGACUAAAGAAAAGGCAGAUGUUCUCCUCCUCCGUGCUGGUUUGCCAUCACAUUUCCAUCUUCAGCUCUCUGAAAUAGAGUUCCAUGAGAUUAUCGGCUCGGGGUCUUUUGGAAAAGUAUAUAAGGGACGAUGCAGAAAUAAAAUUGUCGCAAUCAAACGCUAUCGAGCCAAUACCUACUGCUCCAAAUCUGACGUGGACAUGUUCUGUCGUGAAGUUUCUAUUCUCUGCCGAUUGAAUCAUCCAUGUGUCAUCCAGUUUGUGGGAGCUUGCUUAGAUGACCCAAGUCAGUUUGCUAUAGUCACUCAGUAUAUUUCUGGAGGAUCGCUCUUCUCCCUGCUUCAUGAACAGAAGAGAACUCUUGAUCUGCAGUCUAAAUUAAUCAUUGCUGUAGAUGUUGCCAAAGGCAUGGAGUACCUCCACAAUCUUACACAACCAAUCAUACAUCGUGAUUUGAACAGGUAAGUUUCUUUCUUUA